Molecule: messenger RNA, 4256 nt
Organism: Aplosporella prunicola CBS 121167
Lineage: Eukaryota; Fungi; Ascomycota; Dothideomycetes; Botryosphaeriales; Aplosporellaceae
Exons: 3
Coding region: 6-4172 (1388 amino acids)
Biological process (GO): DNA damage response; protein polyubiquitination
Cellular component (GO): nucleus
Molecular function (GO): ubiquitin protein ligase activity; ATP binding; ATP-dependent chromatin remodeler activity
Source: RefSeq, a predicted model, not a curated record
CAACAAUGCUGUUACUUGACGUGCACGCUCUCGCCGACCCCCUCACCGACGAGCCACUCCCGCCCGCAGCCCUGCCCGGCCUCUUCCGUCGCCGCCACCAGCCUGAGCCGCCGGCAAAACGGCGGCGCAUCGACCCGACAGAGGACAGCGCGUGCCUGGUGAGAGUACGCCUCCAACUGCGCUUUGCCGGAGCCUCGUUCCCUGCCGCGGCCCCAGACUCCACUGGUACUGGUAGGAGUAAUGUUUUGCUCAAGUCGGCCUCCGAUUUGCAUUUGACUUUCUCUUCGCCCGACAAGCCUGCCACGGAUGUCUGCGUCUCUUUUACGUCGCACCAGUUGUCACAACCGGCUCUGCUCCACCUGCAAGCCAUCGCCAAAGUGGCUUCCCGGGACCUGUCAACCAGAAAGCCGGACCCGACGCCUCUGUGGUCCCGUGUCGUCUUGCUUCAUCCGACAUCCAUCGAAAAAGACUUUUCCGUCACCAACGAGAUCAUUCUCGAAGCUCAACUUUUCUGGAAGCUCGGGCUCUUUAGCGAGAGAAAGUCUUCUAAGCGUCGGGGAGCGGACUUGGGGGCCGAGUUGCUCCGCACCUACUUUCCGCAGGAGUCGGAAGUCCAAACGUCAUGGUUGGUCAAGGAUUUCUACGAUGUGGUUCACGUGCCGCCCAUGGACUCUCAGGCCGUGCAUGACAUACCCGAAGGCCUCAUGAGUUGUCAGUUAUAUCCAUUUCAAGCCAGGACCGUCAAUUGGUUGCUUGAACGGGAAAACUUCGAUUUUGCGGACAAGAAGCCCCUGAACGUUGGUGAACGGUCUUCCCAAGAGCUCCCAUUGUCAUUCUAUUCUGCUCGUGAUUACGACGGCAGUCCAUGUCUCGUUAGCCACCUCCGACGUAUCGUGAUCUCUGACAUUACCGGCUUUCCCAAAGAAGAGGACGUCAGAGGAGGGAUACUGGCAGAAGAGAUGGGCUUGGGUAAAACUAUUGAACUCGCCAUGUUGAUCUGCCUACAUCGCCGAACACUGCAUAAAAGGACGGUUUACGAUGCUUAUACUGAUUCCGAUGUCGCAGCGUCCGGAGCUACUCUCAUAAUCACUCCACCGUCCAUUCUUGACCAAUGGAUGAACGAACUUAACCGCAAUGCACCACAUCUCAAGGUCCAUCACUACAAGGGCAUAGGAACGCUAAAGGAAGAGGAUGAAGAACAUGCCAUCCAAGACUUACUCGGUUAUGAUGUUGUGUUGACGACAUAUAAUAUCCUGUCCCGCGAGAUUCAUUUCGCCAACACAGCACCAUCCCGCGACCUUCGGUAUGCAAAGGUCUACAAGCCUAGGCGCAGCCCUCUCGUCCAAAUAUCAUGGUGGCGGUGUUGUUUGGACGAAGCCCAAAUGAUCGAAACCGGAGUCUCUGCAGCUGCUAUAGUGGCUCGUCAGAUACCCAGAAUCAAUGCUUGGGCCGUCUCCGGAACGCCGCUUCGAAAAAACUUGCAUGAUCUGUUCGGGCUUCUGAUCUUUUUACGUCAAGAGCCUUUUUGUAGUAACAAGGCGCUCUGGGACUGCAUUGACAAGCGCACUUUCAAAGAGCUCUUCAGCCGGAUUGCUUUACGACAUUCAAAGGACCAGAUCCGACACGAGCUACACUUGCCACCUCAAAGGCGAAUCAUCAUGCGCAUGCCUUUUUCGGCCAUAGAACAGGCCAACUACGAUCAACUUCUGCAGCAGUUGCAUGAGGAAUGUGGAUUGACCCCUGAAGGUGCUCCCGCACGUGAAGACUGCGAUGUCAGUCCAGAGAGGCUUCGGCCCUGGUUAACUAGACUGCGACAAGUCUGCCUCCAUCCCCAAGUAGGCGGAAGAAACAGACGAGCCUUGGGAAGAGGCAACGGACCUCUGCGCACAGUCAGAGAGGUUCUGGACGUCAUGAUUGAGCAGAACGACGUGCAAGUGCGAGCCGAGCAGCGCGAUCAUAUUUUGGCGCAAGUGCAACGCGCACAUAUCAUUUGCAACGCAAGGGAUAAUGUCCAGCGGAGCCAGCAUGCGCUCGGUACAUACAUGUCAGCUUUGAAUCAAGCUGAGUCAAUUGUUGAUGAGAUCCGCCGGGAACUGGCCACGGAGGAAAGCACAACAGAUGCCAAGCAAUCCAUUUUGGCAGGAAAGGGAGCCUCAGACAACUUCUCAGACGUUGAGGAUCAGGAUGACGAGCAAUCAAAGCACACACGCAAUGCUACAUUGCGUAAGGCGCUUCGGUACGCCUUGGAAGUACAACACAUAUGCGCUUUUUUUGUUGCUACAGCCUACUAUUUAACAAAAACGAACAAGGAUCUCACUAAACCCGAAACAGAGGAUUCUUUUGAGCUCUUAGAAGCUCAGUACUACGACAAGGCCAAGUCUAUCCGCAAAGAACUUCUUCGGGAGAGCCAUUCAAAGUCUGAAACAAUCAUGCGGAAAAUAAGCCUUUCGAAAAACAAGGUUAUAAUCACUGCGAUCACCGAUUUUGAAGACUACGGUGGCAUAGAAAGCCGCAGAGUCCUCGAUAAAUUGGACCAUCUUGUGUCGAUUAUGGACAAACAAGGUCAAAUGCUAGGUGAUUUACGCGCGAACGUAGUUGCAACGUUGUUGCUGCCUCUUAUUGAUGAAGACGAAGGCAACGAGACGACUGGAGCCGAAUACGAGGAAUCUACGCAGGCGCAAGAUAAACUACAAGUACACCUAACAGUACUUCGGGCUGUUCUUGCCGACAGAAAUCUUGCACUUACAGGCCAACCGAACUACAAGAUCCGUAAGGAAACUGAACACUCGCAAAAUCAGGCGAAAGAGGGCAGGGGACCAUGCCCAGAACUAUUGUUGCGUUUAUAUGCUGAGCGGGACCGUCUGAAGCCGACGGUUGAGGGUGAUUCUCUGCGGAGUGUCAUCUCGGAGUUGAAGAGCAUUGCAACUUCUCUGGAUGGGUCUGCAGCAAAUAAGAAUACGAGAGCCAUGGCAGAACUGGCUAUCGUUGAAAAGCAACUCGAUGAGAUACAACGAGUCUCAUCGCAAGAGUUGAAAAGGGUUUUGGAAUUUGAGAAAGAACUGGAACUCUACCGCAAUGGCAUGAAUGCGCGCGUGGAGUUCUAUCGUCAGCUACAACACAUUUCGGACACGGUUGCCCCUUACAAAGAAGACCUCGAUGAGAACCUAGACCGAGCAGCGCUGGACGCGCAGGUUUUCAAGGAGAGCAAGGCUGCCGACCGAGUUGCCUCUCUCAAGACGAAGCAGAGAUUUCUGCUCAAUCUGAGGAAAGAGUCUGACGAACAGCAAGGGCCCCGUCUCUGCGUCAUUUGCCAGUCUACCUUUGACCUUGGCGUGCUCACCGUCUGCGGACAUCAGUUUUGCAAAGAUUGCAUAACGUUCUGGUAUCGGGACCACAAAAACUGCCCGCUGUGCAAACGGAAGCUCUCCCUCAGGGAUUUCUAUGAAGUUUCGUUGAAAGGACAGGAGCUGCGUGCACAUGAGGAAUCGCAGCCGACGGCAAAGUCGAGUGUUGUUUCGGCGAUGGCACAUUCGUCCAUUUACUCGGAAAUGAGCCAGGCCGCGGUCGACGAGAUCAAAGCAGUAGAGCUUGAGGCAUCGUUCGGCACAAAGAUCGACACGCUUUGCAAACACAUUCUCUGGAUCCGUGAGAGUGAUCCGGGCUCUAAGUCGAUAGUAUUUUCGACUCAUGGCGACUUCUUCACGGUGCUCCAAGACGCAUUCCGGAAGUUCAAGAUUGGCUUCUCAAGCGUGGGGCAAAAGGGCGGCACGGAGAGAUUCAAGGCCGACGUGGCCAUAGAGGCGUUCCUCUUGGACGCGAAGACGGACGCGUCGGGCCUCAACCUCACGUGCGCGACGCACGUGUUCAUCUGCGAGCCGCUGAUCAACACGGCAAUUGAGCUGCAGGCGAUAGCGCGGGUGCACCGGAUCGGGCAGCAGCGGGCGACGACGGUGUACUGCUACAUAGUGGCGGGGUCGGUCGAGGAGCGGAUAUACGCGCUGUCGGUGGAGCGGCGCACGGCGCACCUGCAACGGGUCGACGAGCGGGCGGUCGAGGCGGCUGAAGCACUGGAGCUGCAGCAGGCGCCCAACGUGCGGGCGCUGGUGGAGAAGAAGGGCGGCGGCGAGGUGGUGGGCCGCGACGACGUCUUUAGGAUCCUCUUUGGCGCGUAGUUGGACUAGGCACGAGAAUGCAGAUUGGCGAGAGGCUUGGCGAGGCUUGUUUGUGCACCCGUCACCCGUUCUCGCCUUCCCCAG